UUGGCUGAUUUGCUAUUGCAUCACAGUUAUUCUGUGUAGAUUAUCAAGCUCAGUAAUUUUCUUACCAAUUUCCAGUGGUACGAAGUCAACAUUUGAAGGAAGAAUCGACAAUUAGAGGGCUUAUAAGCACGUUGUGAGGUUCCCAGUGCCAUAGACAAGAGUGAACAGGACCACUUCAACAGCUGCACCACUGUUUAUUUUCAGUUUAAUUUUGAUAAGUAUGCCUCCAAAGAGAAUUAUGGAUUACGAGAGCAUGUCCGACUCUGACUCCGAUGAUGAACAUCAAUUAAGCGGAAAUAAGAAGUCAAGAUACCAGAAAGGCAGUGACGAGUACACAAAGAGGAGAGAAAGAAAUAACAUUGCUGUCAGAAAAAGCCGUGAGAAGAGCCGUGCCAAGGCUAAGGAAACUAGUGAGCAGGUUAACAGGCUUCGCAGUGAGAAUGAAAUGUUGGAACAGAAAGUUCAAAUUCUCUCCAAAGAAUUAAGUGUUUUAAAGGAUUUGUUUUUAGCUCAUGCAGGAACAGUUUCUCCGGGCUGUGGAGGGCAAGGCAACACCGAGAUCAAAGAGGCCUCUACAGACCACGAGUACUCGAAGAUGAAUUCCCAGUGACUAGCGGCCCAGCUUCGUCUUUUCUUUAAAAACUUGACUUUAGUGGAGAUGACUUUGUGCAGUAGUGUAUUUAAUUUUUUUGAUAAAAUACAGAAGCGUCUGUUUUUUAUCAGUGGGUUCUUAUAGCAUUUCUUGUCCCUUAAUCUAUCAUCUAUAUAUUAUUCAUUGUUUAAUCUGCAUCAAACUUUUAAAGUAAAUGUCAUGAUAGUGCAAGUACUUAUAUUACGGACAUCCUUGGUAUGUGUGUUAAAUUAUAUUAAUGACAUUGAUUGUGUAAUGGUUUGUAUAUGUACAUACUAUAAGAGUUGAUCUAUAGAGGAAAUACUGAUUUUGUCAUUUUUUAAAAAUAAAUCUUGAGCUGUCGUGAAUGGUUUUACUUCAGGCAACAAGAUUGAAAUGUUAACUUUAUUCGAUCAUUUUUUCAUUAUAUAUCUUUAAUUGAAUUUCUCAGAUAAAUAUUAUUUUUUCAUUUACCUUCGAAUCAUAUUAUCUUUUUUAAGUUUAAUUUAUUCAGUUUUUAGUCAUUAAAAAAGCUGUUCAAUGUGUCGAGAAAUGUUCUUGACAGUAUUUUACAAUGUAAGGGAGGUUAAUGAAAAGAACAUUUAUAAUUGAAUUGAAACUAAUUAAAGCUAUAUAUUUUACACUUUUAAUUUCCUCAAAGAUAAUAGUUAUUGUAAGUUCAUUGUUUAUUAUUAUUCUUGCUGAACCCAACUCUUUUGUGAAGUUUUCUUGACAAGGAUAAUGGAAAAAAACUAGACAAAUUUUGAAUAAUUGGACUAAAAAUACUUAAAAUUUCUCAGUUUUCAUGCAAAAAAUAGCAAAAGUCAUAUUUUAAUUUUUUUUCAUGUGUCCUACAACUGAUUUAGAUACAUUGUAUAAUGUUUAUGAUAUUACUAGUGUAGAUAUUCAUGCCAUCGAGUAUGCUCUGAUCCAGAUUAAGUCAGGACUAGUUUCACUGUGGAUAUUCAAGUUGUUAAAUAAAAGAUGCUCUUUUUUUUUAAUCUGUAGCUUUGAUAGUAUUAAUAUUGUCCAUAAUAUUUAAUGUUUGUUUAUGGUUUAAUUAUUUGGUAUGCCAAGAAUUGUUUGCCCAGUCAGAUAUUCACACAUCACAAACUAAAUCCAUAGUAUUUCAGUGUUCAGUUUGUCCUUUACAUUGUAUGUUGCUUUGUGUGAUAAUGUUUCUAAAUUACAUUUGAUUUUAGUUAUGAGCUGUACAGUAUUAAGAAGGUAGAUUUCCCGAUUAGUUUGCAUUGAUUCCAACAGUAAAAUCAUGAAUAUAUUACUGAUUAUCGUGUUUUAGUCACGACAUAAAUUUGUCUUUAUAAUUAUCUUUUUAAUACAUUUUUGCUUGUUUUUUUCAUAGUUUGUAGCUCGCACCAUAUAAUUAAACAGUUUGAAGUGUUGUAGAGUGGUACUUGAUAUAUGAAUGGUCUAGGGGAAACAACUCUCCAGUGGAAGAGGAGAAAUUUUGAUAAAUAGUGCAACUUUCCUCUGAUACACUGAUAGCAUUUGCUAAUAUUGAUAUAAUAAUUGGAAUAACAUAACAAAGAAUAAAAUAUAAAAUUUAAGUGUAUUGUACAAUGUGUAAGCUUUGAAACUCGAACUUGGUCUCAUAUUAUGGCCAUUGUUCAUUUAACAAUUUGAAGUGUAUAAAUUGAUUCAUGGACAUUUUUGUGUGUGCUUCUAUUUGUCAACUCGGAGCCUAAAAGCCAAACCCAGUGACAGUUUAUGGUUUAUGUCGUUGCUAUAAGUAUAUAUUGUAUGCUUGGUAGUGGUCUGUCUCACUGCAACUUGGCACAAAUUUCCAACUCAAAUAUGUGACUGUAAUAUUGUACUUGGUUACAUAUUACACAGGGUUGAUAAUUGGUGUUAAGUACCUGUGGUCAGUCUGAAUUAAGUAUUUCAUUAUACUUUAUGUAUACAUAUGUUCACAAUAUUGUGUAUUAAAUAUUAUGAAUUAUA
This is a messenger RNA of Pecten maximus, 2572 nucleotides long. RefSeq names its product CCAAT/enhancer-binding protein gamma-like. The transcript is spliced from 2 exons. NCBI's taxonomy places the organism in Eukaryota, Metazoa, Mollusca, Bivalvia, Pectinida, Pectinidae. Gene Ontology annotation, biological process: DNA-templated transcription; regulation of transcription by RNA polymerase II. Bases 221 to 610 code for a protein of 129 amino acids. Gene Ontology annotation, molecular function: RNA polymerase II cis-regulatory region sequence-specific DNA binding; DNA-binding transcription factor activity, RNA polymerase II-specific. The record is from RefSeq and is a predicted model, not a curated record.